Molecule: messenger RNA, 2896 nt
Organism: Echinops telfairi (small Madagascar hedgehog)
Lineage: Eukaryota; Metazoa; Chordata; Mammalia; Afrosoricida; Tenrecidae
Gene: PHTF1
Product: putative homeodomain transcription factor 1
Exons: 18
Coding region: 141-2435 (764 amino acids)
Cellular component (GO): endoplasmic reticulum
Source: RefSeq, a predicted model, not a curated record
GGAGAAAGACGGAGCCGGUGGAGGGCUGGGAGAAGCGGUUUCCCAGGCUUCCCGCAACUGGCAGAGCCCCAGGGCAGCCGGCUCAACAACGGAUCUCCCUUCAUUUUCAGCUAAAUCCCAUUCUUUGGCUGGAGAACCAAAUGGCCUCAAAUGAGACAGAUGCUAUAUCGUGGUAUCAGAAGAAGAUUGGUGCAUAUGAUCAGCAGAUAUGGGAAAAGUCCAUCGAGCAGACUCAGAUUAAGGGCUUCAAAAAUAAACCGAAAAAGAUGGGUCACAUAAAGCCAGACUUGAUUGAUGUCGACUUAAUCAGAGGCUCAACAUUUGCCAAAGCCAAACCCGAGAUUCCAUGGACAUCUCUGACCCGGAAGGGGCUGGUUCGAGUUGUGUUUUUCCCGUUGUUCAGCAGUUGGUGGAUUCAGGUCACCUCUCAGAGGAUCUUCAUUUGGCUGUUACUGCUUUACCUCAUGCAAGUUCUUGCAAUUGUGCUCUAUUUAAUGAUGCCUCUUGUGAACAUCAGCGAAGUACUUGGACCCUUGUGCCUUAUGCUGCUUAUGGGGACUGUCCACUGUCAGAUUGUGUCUACCCAGAUCGCCAAGCCUGCGGGCAGCAAUGGAAACCGACGAAGGAGAAAAUUACGGAAAACAGCGAAUGGCGAUGGGAACCGAGAAAAUGGGAAUAGCUCCUCUUCUGAUAGAGUCCGAGGAAUCGAGUCUUUGGGAUCUGUGCCCUUCAUUGGUGGGUUUUGGGGGACUCUCUUUGGCAACAGCAGGAGGAAGAAAGUAAAACUACUCACUAACCGAGGGACUGAAACUGAGAGUGAUGCCAGUUGUCUGCAUCCUAUCAUUAAGAAGCGAGAAUGCCAGCCAGAGGUUAGGAUGUGGCAAGGAAGGGAGCGAGCAAAAUUCUCGGACGGAGACAAGUCUCGCAAGGAGGCGUUUCGCUGCAUGAAUAACGGGGUCUCAGACGAUCUGUCGAGCGAGGAAGACGGCGAUGCCCUGACACAGAUGACUUUGCUGCGUAGGAGCGUGGAAGGCGCCUCGAGUGACAAUGGCUGUGAAGUUAAGAAUAGAAAGUCAAUUCUGUCCCGGCGCCUUGACUCUCAGGCAAAGAAAACCACUGCAAGGUGGUGUCAUCUGGUGCGGGAUUCAGAUAGCGUGGCUGACUCAGAAUUUGAAUCAGCAGCCUUCAGCCAGGGCUCUAGAUCCGGCAUGAACGGUGGCUCUCAGCACGUGAGCGUGGCGCGAAGGGACUCGGAGAGCACGCGGCAUGACUCGGAGACGGAGGACAUGCUGUGGGACGACCUGCUGCACGGCCCCGAGUGCCGGUCGUCUGCCACCAGUGACAGCGAGGGCGCCCACGUGCAGUCGCUUCACUCCGGGGCCAAGCGCCACUCCACGGAGGACGUCUUUCAGCAGAACCAUUUAUUCUGGCUCCAGAACUCGAGCCCUGCCUCUGACCGAGUUAGUGCGAUCAUCUGGGAAGGGAGCGAGUGCAAAAAGAUGGACAUGUCUGUGCUGGAGAUCAGCGGCGUCAUCAUGAGCAGGGUCAAUGCCUAUCAGCAAGGAGUGGGCUACCAGAUGCUGGGCAACGUCGUCACCGUCACGCUCGCCCUGUUUCCGUUUGUGCAUCGCCUCGUCCGCGAGAAGAGCCUUGACCAGCUGACGUCCGUGUCUGCCGAGGAGAUCCUGGCUCUCUUCUGUGGGGCGCCACCAGUUGUACCUAUUAUUGUUUUGUCCGCGAUCAACUUUUUUGAACGGCUGUGUCUUACGUGGAUGUUUUUUUUUAUGAUGUGUGUGGCCGAGAGAACAUAUAAACAGAGAUUUUUAUUUGCAAAACUCUUCAGUCAUAUUACGUCUGCCAGGAAAGCCAAGAAAUAUGAAAUACCUCAUUUCAGACUUAAAAAGGUGGAGAACAUUAAGAUAUGGUUAUCACUUCGUUCCUAUCUAAAGAGGCGGGGCCCGCAGCGCUCGGUCGACGUGGUUGUGUCCUCGGUCUUCCUGCUGACGCUUUCCAUUGCUUUCAUCUGCUGUGCGCAGGUUCUCCAAGGACAUAAAACGUUCCUUAAUGAUGCUUAUAAUUGGGAGUUUUUGAUCUGGGAAACAGCUUUACUGCUUUUCCUGCUGCGCCUGGCCUCGCUGGGGUCUGAAACCAAUAAGAAAUACAGCAACGUUUCCAUAUUACUCACUGAACAGAUUAAUUUAUAUCUUAAGAUGGAAAAGAAGCCAAAUAAGAAGGAACAGCUCACCCUCGUAAAUAACGUAUUAAAGUUAUCUACCAAGUUGUUGAAAGAGCUGGACACGCCCUUUAGACUCUAUGGAUUGACAAUGAACCCCUUAAUCUACAACAUCACGCGUGUAGUGAUCCUUUCUGCUGUCUCCGGGGUUAUUAGUGAUCUUCUGGGAUUUAAUAUAAGACUGUGGAAGAUUAAAUCCUAAGUGGAGCCUUGGUGGCAUUGAUGCCCAGGCAGGAGAGAGGUGGCUGCAGAGACGAGUGCCAAGAUCUGCCUGCUUGGUCCUGGGCAGAGGUACCCUACACCCACCUAAGGGGGGUCCACAGGACCAGUCUCUCUUCCAACUGGGGGUGCAUACUGGAGGCACGCCGUGGUUUAAAAUCGUACAGCGUGUCAGAAGACUGAGCGCUACAGCCACACAGACGAACACUUUUUUUGAAGUGGGGAAAUGUAACCUGGGCGAUGGGGUGCGGGCACCUUGACAGGGACCUCGUUUUGAGUAACCAAAGCCACUGCCCGAACACAAAGCAACGAUCCUCUGUUGGAAGUCGUCAGACCCAACGCUUUCAUCGCGAGCCUGUGGAGUUGGAGAUUUUGUUUCUCUAGCUGAGCGAGGUCCAUUUUAAACUAUUCUAGCUUAAAUCCAAAUAAAAGAACUCCACUGGA